AUGGCAGCGAAUACUGUCAUUUUGCUAUUGAUAACGAUAGUGGCUAAAACAACGAUCAAUGCUCAAACAUGUAAGAGCGACAAAUGGCUCGUUGAACCCGGCGUCUAUCCAACUGCAAUUGCAUCAUUUGGCGCUGACACUGACCGCACACUAGCUUUUGAUAUUCCAAACAAUAUUCCAGAUACCGCAAAACAAUUUUCAGCUACAGUAUCAAUUUAUAGUGGGAUCAACAAUGACGAGAGGGAUAUGGCUCUAUGGUUUUGGACGGAAUGUGAUGGAAACAAAUAUGUUCGUUUCAAACGUUUGCGAUAUUACACGUCGAACGCUGUAUCCUACGAUUCGGAAACAUUGGAUUUUAUUCACUGUGCGUCGAACCUACAGUUGCUUCAACUUCGUUGGCGACGUUGGUUACCUAACAAUUUUCUUAGCAAAUAUUUAUCUAAACAUGCUUAUUAUCAUAUGUCAUUGUUAAAAAAUGAUAAUCCAGAUCAAAGAAUAUCAAUGGAUAUUAAUUUAUAUGUUGAAAAUGUUUAUACUUUAGCAAUAGGUCUCUUGAAUGCAUUUGCUUCGUUAUUAUCUGAUGUCAUUGUGCUUUGGUCUUUAUCUGGUAUAAUCAGAAUAAAAAUUACUCAACAUUUUCGUUUGACAUCAAAGGAAUUAUGA
This is a messenger RNA of Rotaria sp. Silwood2, 663 nucleotides long. The record is from the annotation of a GenBank genome assembly. NCBI's taxonomy places the organism in Eukaryota, Metazoa, Rotifera, Eurotatoria, Philodinida, Philodinidae.